Messenger RNA from Lagopus leucura (white-tailed ptarmigan), 1915 nucleotides. It is a transcript of the gene KCNJ3, whose product is annotated as potassium inwardly rectifying channel subfamily J member 3. Gene Ontology annotation, biological process: potassium ion import across plasma membrane; regulation of monoatomic ion transmembrane transport. The transcript is spliced from 3 exons. Gene Ontology annotation, molecular function: G-protein activated inward rectifier potassium channel activity. The record is from RefSeq and is a predicted model, not a curated record. Gene Ontology annotation, cellular component: plasma membrane. Lineage: Eukaryota; Metazoa; Chordata; Aves; Galliformes; Phasianidae. Bases 31 to 1509 code for a protein of 492 amino acids.
GGUGCGGUGCGGUGCCGCGCGGAGCGGAGCAUGUCGGCGCUGAGGAGGAAGCUGGGCGAUGAGUACCAGGUGGUGAGCACCUCGGCCAGCGGAGGGGGGCUGCCUCCGCCCCGGGCGGCCCCGCGGGGGAAGCGGCAGCGCUUCGUGGAUAAGAACGGACGGUGCAACGUGCAGCACGGGAACCUGGGCGGUGAGACCAGCCGGUACCUAUCCGACCUUUUCACCACGCUGGUGGACCUCAAGUGGCGCUGGAACCUCUUCAUCUUCGUUCUCACGUACACCGUGGCCUGGCUCUUCAUGGCCUCCAUGUGGUGGGUGAUCGCCUACAUGCGGGGCGACCUGAACAAGGCUCACGACGACAGCUACACUCCCUGCGUGGCCAACGUCUACAACUUCCCCUCCGCCUUCCUCUUCUUCAUCGAGACCGAGGCCACCAUCGGCUACGGCUACCGCUACAUCACGGACAAAUGCCCCGAGGGCAUCAUCCUCUUCCUCUUCCAGUCCAUCCUGGGCUCCAUCGUGGACGCCUUCCUCAUCGGCUGCAUGUUCAUCAAGAUGUCCCAGCCCAAGAAGAGGGCUGAGACCCUGAUGUUCAGCGAGCACGCGGCCAUCUCCAUGCGGGACGGCAAGCUCACCCUCAUGUUCCGCGUGGGGAACCUCCGCAACAGCCAUAUGGUCUCGGCGCAGAUCCGCUGCAAGCUGCUCAAGUCCCGCCAGACACCCGAGGGUGAGUUCCUGCCGCUGGACCAGCUGGAGCUGGACGUGGGCUUCAGCACAGGUGCCGACCAGCUCUUCCUCGUCUCGCCGCUCACCAUCUGCCACGUCAUCGAUGCCAAGAGCCCCUUCUACGACCUGUCCCAGCGCAGCAUGCAGACGGAGCAGUUCGAGAUCGUCGUCAUCCUGGAGGGCAUCGUGGAAACCACGGGGAUGACGUGCCAGGCCAGGACGUCCUACACUGAGGAUGAGGUGCUGUGGGGCCAUCGCUUCUUCCCGGUUAUUUCCUUGGAAGAAGGGUUCUUCAAAGUCGACUACUCGCAGUUCCACGCGACGUUUGAGGUCCCCACGCCGCCGUACAGCGUGAAGGAGCAGGAGGAGAUGCUGCUCAUGUCCUCACCCCUGAUAGCGCCCGCUGUCAGCAACAGCAAGGAGAGGAAUAAUUCAGUGGAGUGCCUGGAUGGUCUGGAUGAGGUUGGCAUAAAACUACCUUCCAAACUGCAGAAAAUAACUGGCAGGGACGACUUCCCUAAAAAACUCCUCAGGAUGAGCUCCACCACCUCGGAGAAGGCCUACAGCAUGGGCGAUUUGCCCAUGAAACUGCAGCGGAUCAGCUCAGUCCCUGGGAAUUCAGAAGAGAAACUGGUGUCCAAAGCCACCAAGAUGAUGUCGGAUCCCAUGAGCCAGUCUGUGGCUGACUUGCCGCCCAAGCUCCAGAAACUGUCGGGUGGCGGUCGGAUGGAAGGGAACCUUCCUCCAAAACUGAGAAAAAUGAAUUCGGAUCGCUUCACAUAACCCAGCUACCAAGGCCGGACUGCCCCAGCAGGAGGAUGGCCUUCCAGAGCUCCAUGUGGCUCCGUGCCCUGUGCUGGCAGGGCUGUGGGUGCACCAGCAGGCUGCCCGGGGCCAGCAGAGCCGUCUGCCCCUGGCAUGUAGAACCACGAUGCGCAUGCAAUAAUAGUGUGCAAUUCCUGCAUCUAAUUUUCUGGCAUGGCUCCUACUAUAUUUAUACUGUAUAGUCUGAAAAAAUGCGUCCAGGGGUGUUGCAUUCCCUGUGUAUUUCUUAAGAGUCAGUAGCAGGUUGGGACAUGUGAGUGGGUAACUGUCAGCAUAGGUUAUAAUUUGAGUUCAUUUUCUUUUUUUUUCCUGACGUGGGUUGUGAUGUUGCACACUGGAACAAGUUGCCCAAGGAGGCUGUGGA